Molecule: messenger RNA, 5222 nt
Organism: Porites evermanni
Lineage: Eukaryota; Metazoa; Cnidaria; Anthozoa; Scleractinia; Poritidae
Source: the annotation of a GenBank genome assembly
AUGAUGUUAACGAUAUUGAUUUCAUCAGUUCUUGUUUUCCACAUUUUCGUUGGUUAUGCGUUGGAAGACGCUUAUGUUAUUACCAGAAACUCUGGGCCAAAGGAUCAGGUCUGGAAUGGCAAAGACUCUUUUGAAAUUCCACCAUCGAAAUGUAAUCCAUUAACAGCCUCAAUAGCAGAUGAAUGCGAACUAUUGGGAGCAGAUGCGCCGGCGAGCGACAUGCCAAAGUGUUGUUGUCCGUGUCCUGGUAGCAGACCUACGUUCGCUUUCCUUAAGAAUCAGUGGGCGUGUUUGGACAAUCAGUUUAUACGAGUCUUACAAGGUACGAAGAUGAAGUAAUUCCCAAAAUCAUGUUGGAACAAUUUAUUUGCAGUUCGACCAUGGGCAUAAUUAUAGUUGGCAUUUGAUGCAUAAUAUCUUUAAUUACUACUUAAUCAGGUUUGAAAUCUCGGUCAAGCAAUAACAGCGUUGGUGAAAAAGGUCACAAAAAGACAAAGGUCAAAGUUAGAAUUGUGAUAAUAUUUAGUGCCUAAGCAUUUACUAGUCAUGCUCUACGUGCCUACAGGCACACGCAUACGCAUCAUAUUUUCUACCUAAAAAUAGGUACAUGUACAGGUUAACUCUCAUAGUUACGAGGUAUACGUAUUCAUACGUACUAAAUAUUGCUUUUGGUUGCUCAUUACAUAACAGACUGCAACCACACAAGCUAUUUUUUGAAUGAGCCAAGGAAUCCUCCAAGAGAGUUAUGGGCGUUACAAACCUCUCUCUCAAUGUCAACCAAUAUUCCGAAUAAUGGCCUACAAAGCUGUGAGGUGUUGCCAAAUUCUUCGUGGUAUCUUGGGUGCAAUGGGACGCGAGUGAAGUCACCUCUCUAUCAAAGGAAGAUGAACGACCUGUUUGCAUUAACCAAUGACUUUGGUGAUGUUGUAUUCAACUACGUCUCUCUAGAGGUACGAAAAUGUCUUUUAUAUCGAUAUGUCAGAACAGGUGAGGUCAGAAACCAUCACGAGAAGGUNAAAAAAAAAAAAAAAAAAAAAAAAAAAAAAAUCAAACCAUUCGAAAAUAAAAUAAUAUAGAUAAAUAUAUAUGAUUUUCCAUACAGUAUGAGAUGCUGUACGGAAUGUUUUACCCAGACAAUUGAGCUUUAUGUGGAAAGGCCAAGUUGGGAAACAGUGCUCAAGAUUACAAAUGCCAUGCAUUAACCUCGAUUAAACGGAAAAUUAGUUGAAGGGAUAGAAUGGAGUAUAACAUCGUAAAGCAGCGCCGCCUCAAGAUAAUGAACUAAAAGUUACAAAUGUUCAAAUUGAAAUCUCAACAUUUCUAAAUACAUUUUCUUCACAGGUUAAAGGUGGUGUUCUAAACGCACAUUUGCUUGAGGGGAAAAUUAUCAACCUUGCUAUACGAUGCAACCUAUCAAACAGCAAUGCCCAGUUUCACAGCUGCCUGAUGUUUAAAUUAAAGGGGCAACAAAUAUGUAAGUUUUUUCCUCAGUGGAUAUCCGUUUUUCAGUAUUCAAUGGUUAUGAUGAUCUCUGAGCGGCCGUGAAAGCAUUGAGAUUUUUUUCGCGUUUUUUUAAAAUUUUCUGACAGUUAUUGCCGGAUUGCGCGUAAAAUGCAGCUAUGAACACUGAUACUGGCCACAUGAUAUCUUAAAUUUUCAGAGGCAAUCAAAGACUAACUGUAAAUGUAUUUCAUCAGGUCCUGAGCCAGAACCUGAGCUAUAUACUCGCACCACUAGAAGUCCCGGGAUUCAAAAUCCAAACCGAAAUAUUUCUCCUAACCACGUAAACACAUCUUCGUCACCUGGCAACGUAAGUAUAGAGGGAAAGAAGCCUAUGACAUGACAUCUUCGCGGCACUUUCACGCGAUGUCAGUGAUACACGAGGCCUGUUGCUCACGUGAUUUGAAGUGGCCUCGUAACCCUUUUGCAGUGGGGUCUUAAAAACAACAACAACAACAAGAAGGACAGCAACAACAGUUAACAACAAAAAGCGAGAUUUUUUGGGUGUUGCUUGGUGUUGCGGAAAACACACUUUGUUCGCUUGUUUGGUGUUGUGUGGGUAUUGUACCGUGUCUUUUCAAUCUUUUUUAUUAUGUCAUUUGGUGAUUGCACUCGUCUUCAACACUAAGAAACUACCCAUUUGUUUGUUGAAAAUCACUAUCAUAACAAUUUCGUCCCCCUCCCCCCACCCCCAAAAAAAUGUUAGUUGCAAAAGGCCUUUUCAAAUUUCGUCGAGAGCAUUUUAAACGAAAUUAAAUUGGGAUUAAGUUUGCAAAAGCAAGGAGUGAAAAUACUAGGUUUAAUACACCGGUAAUAAUGCGUAAUUUUUCACUAUAAUCGUACCAUUACUUCGUCGUUAGGUUGACUUUCGUCCCAGCCCAGGCCAUGCUGGCGUCUUAGAAGGUAAACGGAUCAUAGGAGUCAUAGCAGCCAUCAUUGUCUCCAUUGCAUUCCUAACUGUGAUUAUCGUCUCCUUGUUUUAUCGCCGCCGGCAGCCAUCAAAGUAGGUAGAACUUGACACUAGUAAAUAACUGCAACAAGACCAAAUGUUCCACUCUUAGUGGGUCUGUUUGCAAUCAUCGGAUAUUGGGCUAAGGGCUGGUUCAGACGCCGUAUUUUUCAUGCGCCGAAUCUAAUUAAAUAAGUUCGACUUUAGAGCGACACUGGCGUGACAUCUGAUUCAGACGGCCCACUGUGUAUCGAGCCUAAGACUCUGUCGAACUUAACGCUUUUGCCGCACCAAACUAAAACUAGGGUACCGAAUUCAUUCCCAACGCGGCUCUUUUGCCGUACUCAAUUCAUCAGUUAUAGGUUCGGUAUAUGAGUGGAGCGGCGUCUGAACCGGGCCUAAGACAAAUGACGCCUGACUCUACGUUCACACGGAAUUUUGAACGGCUAGGCCUCUACCGUUGGUUAAAAACGUGUGAACAAAACACCCUAACGCACGGAUUUUCAACCAGUACCGUGUAAAGUGAGUUGGACCACGUCCCAAGCAGUCUUUACCGCCUAAUUGAUUAUUAACACGUGGAAAAGCUUGCGGAGGAGAUAGGAAAAAGGAAGUAGGGAAAAGAGAUACAACAAGCAUAAUAUAGUAUUAAUAUUACGCGACCGUUAACGUCACCAGUCUUACAAAUGAUGAAAGAAGACCCUGGACAAGUCAGACACGAAAUCAGUGGCCGCCUACCCGAGUUCGUCAACAGAAAUAAAAUCACCCCCUAAAUUCAUCCUUAGCUUUUCUUUUACUUUAAAAACGCAAAGACAACAAAAUGGACAAAUAUUUCUCUAAUAUUAGUAAUUUUUCCUUUUCGUUUUCACAGUAAGAAAGCUAAAACAAAUAAAGGAAGAGUCAAUGGCCAUUUUCAGGUGUGUGAGGGCAUGGUAAAGACAGUUGCUAGUUACAGUCAGUCUUGAGAACAAUGCAUGAUAAAACCCGUUUGUAGUUUUCAAUUAAAUCCCCUAUAGAGUGUUUUCAAUAGACAGCAGCUAUGACAAAUUUAUUGUGACAAAUGAAAGCGUUUCCACUACAGUAUUGUUUUGUUAAAUUAACAUGGCCGCCUCUAUAUUAUUAGGAGACAUCUGCCACGUUGGACAACAUGGUGGUCGUGACGUCAUGCAAUAAGGCUCUAUUUGUAGUUUUUUUGCAUUAACAGUUUUGAGCAUGUUCCAUGAUGAUGAUGAUGAAUGAUAAAGAACACACGAGUGUACAGUUUACAAAAUGUGUGCCGGUUCGCUAUCUAAACAGUUCAAGCCCCGUGCAAACGGACGCAACUUUUGUUGGCCAGCAACUCUCAAUAUUGUUGGGAGUUGUUGUGUCCGUUUGCACGUAUAGUAGCUAAAAAUUUGACUGCUUUCAAACUUUGCACAACAACUCCCAACAACACGCAACAGGGUGUGCAAACGGACGCAACAUGUAACAUUCAACAAUGUUGCGUCCGUUGCGCGUAGCAUCAUAGUAAACGAAAAUUUAGAAAUUAAUGAUUAGGUAUUCAACAUCCUUUUGUUUGUAUUCUAUACUUCAUAGGAUGCUGUAGUGAUGAACAGGCAAUCAAACUCAACGAUUCAGCAGGAAAAUAAGAACGAGUACAACGAACUCAGUAACUGGGCAACAAGACAACCGCGUAAGUAGGCAUGCACUAUAAAAUAUGAUCACUUUAUUACACUUCAAAGAAGCUUAUAUACAAGCAAUUCUUUACAGUUACUCCAAGAAAAAAUGUUGAAUUUGUUUUUUUUUUCUAUUGACUUCUAUUUUAUUUUCAGAAAUCUAUGCUAGAAAAUACAACGUCCCUCUGCGCCGAGAACACAAUGGAAUAGGUCAUAACACAGUGCUCCCUCUAAACCCUCCCGUGGAAGAAAAUAUGAAAAGGUCAGAGAAUAGCCGAGAGCUGGAUCCGGACUAUAAGGAUUUCGAACAGCAAUUUACUAAGGGGAAAACGGGUUUACAGAACGGUUGUAUCAGGUUAGACCAGCCAGUCUACAAUAUCCUGGAGGAACUUCCCACUCAAGGAGAACCAAAUAUGAAUAUGAAUAGGCCAGAGAAUAGCCGAGAGCUGGAUCCGGACUAUGAGGAUUUCGAACAGCAAUCUACUGAGGGCAAAACGGGUUUACAGAAUGGUUGUACCAGGUUAGACCAACCAGUCUACAAUAUCCUGGAGGAACUUCCCACUCAAGGAGAACCAAAUAUGAAUAUGAAUAGGCCAGAGAAUAGCCGAGAGCUGGAUCCGGACUAUGAGGAUUUCGAACAGCAAUCUACUGAGGGCAAAACGGGUUUACAGAAUGGUUGUAUCAGGUUAGACCAACCAGUCUACAAUAUCCUGGAGGAACUUCCCACUCAAGGAGAACCAAUGACACUUAAUAACUGUGAUAAUAAAGCACUAAAGCAGGUUUUGCAGAGACUGCAUCCUAAAAACGCUACAGAGAAUAGUAACGGCGGUUGUUCUACGUCAAAAGGACAUUUAUCCGUCAAAGAUCCAAAGGAACCGAUGAGUGAUGGUACUGAACGGGAGUACAAAGUUUUGGAAGGGCCCAUUGCUGAGGGAGACACCUUUCACCAUGGUGCCAACCCAUCUAAAGGACCCCUUUAUUACACGCAAGAGGAGCCUCGUCAAAAUGAUCCUCAUGGGGAGCAAGAAAAAAAUUAUCAACACCAAGGUGACAGAGUCUACCAUGUUCUCGAGGAAAACACUUACCUGAAUACAUUUCAGUUCCCAAACGGGACUUUUUAG